Messenger RNA from Papaver somniferum (opium poppy), 778 nucleotides. Its product is annotated as origin of replication complex subunit 2-like. Gene Ontology annotation, biological process: DNA replication. The transcript has 6 exons. Lineage: Eukaryota; Viridiplantae; Streptophyta; Magnoliopsida; Ranunculales; Papaveraceae. The record is from RefSeq and is a predicted model, not a curated record. The coding region runs from base 224 to 778 and encodes 184 amino acids. Gene Ontology annotation, cellular component: nucleus; nuclear origin of replication recognition complex. Gene Ontology annotation, molecular function: protein binding; DNA replication origin binding.
GGGUUUUUCAUGGUUAGAAAAAUCAAAAACCAAUUUUUCAAUAAUUGCAACCCUAGAAAUCGUUUUCUUCUGUAAAAUCAAAUGACUCUGUAAGGUGAAGUUUACCACACUAGUGAUGAACUAAUGGAUCUUGCUUGCUUUGUGGUGAUAUGGUGUUAUAAAGAUACUGUUUGUAUGUGGUGUUGAUGAUUUUGCUGGUGAAAGUGGUACGAGUUAUUGCUUAAUGGAUCUGGUGAAAGGCAGGCUUACUGUCCAGGUUGUGUCCACACUAGCUGAAAUUCUUUGGGAACAGCAGCUAAAGACCAUACGUAUAUCUUCUACCGGGAGGACAUCUAAUGUUCAAAAACCUUCCAGUUUCCAAUCCAUGGAAGAUCUUCUUGCAUUCUUAGAUGGUAAUGAUGCAAAGGAAAAUGAUUGCUUUGUCUAUGUUUUUAUUCACAAUAUUAAUGGACCUGGUUUGCGAGACAGUGAAUCACAACAUUAUCUUGCUCUGCUUGCAAACUGUUCCAAUAUUCGUGUGGUUGCAUCAAUAAAUCAUGUCAAUACAGUUCUAUAUAUAGGACGUAAGAUCUGGAAGACUAAAGCUUACGUUAACAGGACAUAUCGAGCAAGCCUUGUCCUGAGCACACAACACACAUACAUCUUUUCUGCUGGUGAUAACCAAAAAGUUAAAUGGUGGGACCUCGAACAGAACAAGGUCAUUCCAUCAUACCGUCAGCAUCAUAGUGGUGUUUACUGCUUAGUUCUUCAUCCCAUCGUAGUGGUCAUUCGAUCAUAG